Molecule: messenger RNA, 1530 nt
Organism: Metschnikowia bicuspidata var. bicuspidata NRRL YB-4993
Lineage: Eukaryota; Fungi; Ascomycota; Pichiomycetes; Serinales; Metschnikowiaceae
Exons: 1
Coding region: 1-1530 (509 amino acids)
Biological process (GO): amino acid transmembrane transport
Cellular component (GO): endoplasmic reticulum
Molecular function (GO): amino acid transmembrane transporter activity
Source: RefSeq, a predicted model, not a curated record
AUGCCGCCAGGUGUCUAUCAGAAGCUAUCGCAGGAAGGGUCUAGCGAGCCUAAAACAAGCCAUGAACUUAUAAUAAAAAAUGGCGAUGACACGCUGCCAAACGUGGCCGGAAAUGGUUCCCGAUUAGGCAGCCUAGCGCACUCAGAGGACGAUUUGGACGAGUUCCAUAUUGGCGAUAUCAGUGAUGACGAAGAGGCCCAAAACACACCAAGCCCAGGCACCUCCAGUAUGCGUAUGGCGUUUAUGAAUAUGGCCAACUCGAUUCUAGGUGCAGGGAUUAUAGGGCAGCCGUUGGCGAUGAAAAAUGCCGGGCUUCUAGGCGGAAUAUUGGUUAUGAUAUUGUUGACUUUUCUUAUCGACUGGACACUCAGGCUUAUCGUAGUGAAUGCCCAGCUCUCGCAAACACGGUCAUAUCAAGAUACUGUAAAUUUCUGUUAUGGCCGUGCAGGAAGAUUCUUACUUUUGGCCACCAUCAGCUCUUUUGCUUACGGUGGAUGUAUGGCAUUUUGCAUCAUCAUCGGCGAUACCAUUCCGCAUGUUCUCACACUGAUGCUUCCAAAGUCCAUCACUAGCACAGAGACCUCAGUGAUUGGCUGGAUUUUCGAGCGGAAUGUGAUAAUCGUGGUGUUUACCUCGUGCAUUUCGUACCCACUUUCGUUAAAUCGGGAUAUUUCCAAAUUGGCCAAGGCCUCUGGGUUCGCCCUUGUGGGUAUGGCCAUCAUUGUUGUCAUCACUGUCGUCAGAGGCCCAUUUGUGGAUGCUUCACUCAAGGCACCACUAACUGCGCUGGAGAAAUUCGUGAAUAAGAAUCUCUUUCAGGGAAUAUCGGUGAUCUCGUUUGCUCUUGUGUGCCAUCACAACACGUUAUUCAUCUACCAGUCCAUGAAAAAUGCAUCCACCAAGUCAUUUGCUACUUUGACUCACUGGGCAUGUGGAAUCUCCAUGUGCUUCUGUCUUCUUAUGGGUGUCCCAGGUCUCUUAAACUUUGGCCCCAAUAUCAAGGGCAAUAUAUUGAACAAUUUUCGCAGCGACGAUACCUGGAUCAAUGUGGCACGUUUUUGUUUUGGCCUUAAUAUGCUCACAACAUUUCCGCUCGAGAUAUUUGUCGUUAGAGACGUGUUGAAAGACAUUGUUAUGGCACACAGUCUGACCUCCAGCUCUGGAAGCACAGCCCACCUAGAACUCUCCAACAAACAACAUUUCAUUAUCACCACAGUGCUUGUGUUCUCAUCUAUGUCUGUUUCCUUAUUCACAUGUAACUUGGGUAUGAUUCUCGAGCUCAUCGGCGCGACUUCUGCAUCUUUGAUGGCAUACAUCAUUCCACCCCUCUGUUACCUCAAACUUUCAUGGGAUAGCUUCGACAUCAAGCUGUCUUCGCGGGGCGAAAAGUCACGGUUUGUUUUGCUCAAGGCUCUCCCUUGCAUUUUAUGUACAAUAUUCGGAGUUUCCGUCAUGGUCAUUAGUUCUUAUAUGACUAUGAGGGACAGCAUGGAAAACAGCGGGAGCGAAUCACACUGCGUUAGCGGCUGA